This is a messenger RNA of Pseudogymnoascus verrucosus, 2240 nucleotides long. RefSeq lists its product as uncharacterized. The transcript is spliced from 3 exons. Gene Ontology annotation, molecular function: DNA-binding transcription activator activity, RNA polymerase II-specific; zinc ion binding. Gene Ontology annotation, biological process: regulation of transcription by RNA polymerase II. The coding region runs from base 389 to 1813 and encodes 474 amino acids. The record is from RefSeq and is a predicted model, not a curated record. Lineage: Eukaryota; Fungi; Ascomycota; Leotiomycetes; Thelebolales; Thelebolaceae.
CACGAAGGGUCAAGUUGCUCCGCUGGGGAAGGGAUGAUUCACAACACAUCAACACAGCCUUCCGUCGCCAAGAAAAUAUUAAGAAUCAACAUCAUCCCGACCAUGCACUAGACGCGCGUAAUGGCUCUCCUUGAGUACUAGACGGGUACUCUGAGCCAAAAUAAUGACCAGCCUCAAUUCUGAUCUAACGUCACAAAUACCGGAGUUUCCUUUCGUCUGGGAUUAGCGCACAGACAAGGUGUCUCGAUGUUACGCAAGCUUACGAAUGGCCAGGCUCCCAUUUGAAGAUAUAACGGAUGGUGAAUCAAGUCUUAAAGUAGUAACAUACCAACCUCCUGUCUGUCACUGGUAAUAUCCGAAUAUAAGCCGGGUACCAUUCGGCACCACGAUGUCCUCCAGCGCCAGAGCUGCUACCAAAGGAAAGGAGACGCGGAUUCGGAAAUCACUUGGGAAGUCCCAGCGGGCAUGCUCAGCUUGCCUGAAAAAGCACACAAAGUGCGAUGAAUCCCGCCCCCAGUGUUUAAAAUGCAUCAAGUACUCGCGGGUAUGUACUUACGGCGAAACGGAUCCUUCGAAAGAAUGGCAGCGGAAUAUUCUUACUUUUAAUACGCGCGAUCUUUCGGGUGAAUCGAGCAAAAAGGCUUCCGAGAAAUCAAAACAUGGUACUCACUCAACCACUGACAGCGAUUCUUCGGAAGCUACAACAGUCAGUAGACGACAAGAAACAUCCUGUGUACCUCGUGGCGUCCCUGCGCUGGCUGGAGAAGGAUACAGUGGACGGGAUGUUCAAGCCUUGUCUCAUUUUGCCGCUGUAACUGCCGGAGACCUUAUUGGCGGCGAGCGGAUUUGGACCCAAGAGGGCAUACAGCUCGCAUUCACAAAUGAUUUCCUCAUGCACGCCAUCCUUAUGACAGGUACUUCACAUCUUCAACGCCUCAACCCAGAAACCCAUCAGGAUUAUAACGCCCUAUCAACCAAGCACCUCCACCACUCCCUUCGCGCCUUUCGGAUUGCACUCAGCAGCCCCACCUACGUGGCGAACAAUUUCGAAGCCGUUGUAGCCACCACCAUGCUCUUCAUGAUGCAGGCGUACAACAACCCAAUUUUCGAUCCAGAGAACCCCAGCGUCGAUGCCUUGCUCCAACACUGCAGCGGACUCUUUGAUAUCAUUCGGUUCCAUCCUAACCAGGCACCCUUUACCAUUUUUCAGCCAAUUUGCUUGCCCAGACUCGUUCGUGCUGCAAUGCCAGACUCUGGCCCGGCUCGUGGCCUGGUCGAAAUGAUUGAGAGUCAUGCUCUGGACUAUGGCAUUCCAGAUCCUAAUGGAAAGUUUUACAUGGGGGUUAUUAAAAGCUUAGCGCCUGUUAUAGACGCUGUGAUAUCGCGGCCACCAUUUGGAGGGGCACCGCCAAACGCACUGCUGCUCUACUUUGUUCGUUGGCUCGCAUUUCUACCCACCGAGUUUGUCAUGCUAGUCAACUCUUACGAUCCGAAGGCCCUGAUUAUCAUGGCCCAUUAUUAUGCGGUAGUGGCAUUUGUCUUGUCGAAUUGGAAGAACGGGUGGUGGUGGCUGCGAGAUCGGCCGGAGUAUAUGAUUAAGAAUAUAGCGGCGUUUGUGGAUUCUCGUGGAUGGGGAGUUUGGAUGAAAUGGCCAUUACUGUUGCUACAAUUUUGCCAAAAGAGCGAUGGAAGCUUGGGGCAAUGGUCCUCUUUGAGCAAGACCCAUUCUGAUGAUACUGGUGCGGCUGAAACGGAGAUGGGAAUAUUGGCUACGGUGGAGAGGCACGCGAGAAAGAUCGCGGCUGAGGAGUGAUCAUAUACGCCUUUCCGUUGCAUCCCACACACAUUUCAUGAUCACUUAUCCGUAUGGAUUUGAAUAUAUAAACACCGAAAUAAAGAGAUGGUAAAGGAGCUAAUCUAGAUGUUAGAGUAACAAGAUCAGAGCUGGUGCUCAAAUCCAGAGAUACGAAAGGAUCUAGAGAAAAGGUGUUGGCAUAUAAAUAGGUCGCGUGGUCUAAUGGUUAUGACGUUUCGCUCACAAAGUAUCAUAAAAUAUGAUAUCCGAAAAGGUUCCGAGUUCGAUCCUCGGCGUGACCUCGAAAUAAAUCUUUUGGCAACAUGAAUAUCAGAAACAACUACAGUGCUUCCGAUAGAGAGACUAACGUACAGAGACUCUAUCGUGGUGGUGUCCAGAAACGUGAGAGCAGAGUAGGAAUUAAAUAACAAGAUUUAUAUCAAAU